UGAAAUCGAAAAUAAUUGAAACAAAAUUGUGACGGUUUGUCAAAAAAUGACACGCGAAAAAGAAUUCAGAAGAUAGUUCGCGGAUAGGAAAAACCCAUUGGAAACGCAUCGCGCCAGUUUUCAAACAUUUCAAAAUUGCACGUGGGAUGUGCGACAAACUGCGGGCCGACGCUUUAAAAACUAAUAAUGACAAGAUUAUCUCGUACAUUCAAGAGCUGAAGAGACAAAGAGAUGAGGUCAUCCACACCAUUAGGAAGCAGGAAGAGGAGAAGGCUCUGCUAAAUACAGAAAUGGAAAGGCUAGCUUACAAAAUAAAUAUUAUUUCGAAGAGCUUAGCACAGCGAAUAGUUGCCAGGGAUCGAUAUAAUGAAGCCAUUGCUGAAGCAGAAGAUUACUACAAUAAAUUGGUGGAGAGCUCUGGAGUGCUUCUGAAUGCAGUCCAGAAAGAUUUUAACGAACUCUUUGAGAGUAUGGAUAAGAAGGUCGGGACGGAUCUAGCAAAGUCGGUUCAGUACUUCUGGUUAGUAAUUUAAAUAAUUUCUCUAAUUUUUUUUUUAAA
Nicrophorus vespilloides is the source of this 559-nucleotide messenger RNA. RefSeq lists its product as uncharacterized. NCBI's taxonomy places the organism in Eukaryota, Metazoa, Arthropoda, Insecta, Coleoptera, Silphidae. The coding region runs from base 147 to 533 and encodes 128 amino acids. Gene Ontology annotation, cellular component: ciliary basal body; centrosome. The record is from RefSeq and is a predicted model, not a curated record. The transcript is spliced from 2 exons.